Molecule: messenger RNA, 803 nt
Organism: Diachasmimorpha longicaudata
Lineage: Eukaryota; Metazoa; Arthropoda; Insecta; Hymenoptera; Braconidae
Gene: mRpS34
Product: mitochondrial ribosomal protein S34
Exons: 2
Coding region: 129-725 (198 amino acids)
Biological process (GO): mitochondrial translation
Cellular component (GO): mitochondrial small ribosomal subunit; mitochondrion
Molecular function (GO): structural constituent of ribosome
Source: RefSeq, a predicted model, not a curated record
UAGUCCAUCCUCUUUGACCCCACAUGCAGUACCACAAACAACCUAACCUGGUCGGUGAUUAUUGUGUACAGUGAUUACUAAAGUUCAUUGAUACCGAAAAGGAGCAGUAAUAAAAUAGUAUUCUAACAAUGCCAGUGAAACUUAUUGGCCGUACCACUGACUUCAGUGGAAAAACUCUGUGGGAACUCGUUGGAAACCUUAAGAAUCAUGGAAAAGGUAGAAUCAUCAUCAGACAAAAAUUUCAACGCUAUCCUGAACCUUCAUUCAUAAAGAUACUUAAAGUUGGAGCACUACCUCCAGAACUGCAGACAUCUCCUAAACAUGCGCCAGAGAAAAUCCGAAAAUGCAUGGUUCUUGUGGAAGCAACAUUCAGAGGGCAGAAAGAUCCCCGGAUAAAACAGAUGGAUGGAGCAACCUACAAAACUGACUAUCGAUUGGUACCGAAAGAUGAGGAACACAAGUACGUCUACUGGGUCAAUCGCCCCGAGGUAAUUCUACCGAGAACGAUGGAGUUGCCUCCCCUGCUCAGCGAAAUUAUGGUUAGGAAUUUGAAGGCAAAGGGAGAAAAAGUUGAUAAGCCGCCAGAAAUGAAUAUUAUUUACAACCUCAUGGGUAUGAAGGUUUAUAGAGUUGCUGAGGAAGGAGAAACACCUACAAAACAGCCCAAAAUUUCUCUGGGUGAACCGGCAAGUCCUGGACUUUAUGCAAAUGUUAAACCGAUCUAAUUUAAAUGUUGGUGAGUCGUAAGAAAUGAUAAACUGUACAGUCAUUGAAAAUAUAAGAUUUUUAAGUUGAAACUUUUA